This is a messenger RNA of Bipolaris victoriae FI3, 663 nucleotides long. RefSeq lists its product as hypothetical. NCBI's taxonomy places the organism in Eukaryota, Fungi, Ascomycota, Dothideomycetes, Pleosporales, Pleosporaceae. The record is from RefSeq and is a predicted model, not a curated record. The coding region runs from base 1 to 663 and encodes 220 amino acids. The transcript is spliced from 3 exons.
AUGGCUCCAACCUUCGAAGAUCCGCAACUAGAUGCACUUAUUAGUGGUGGAAUGCAGCAGUCUGAAACGCGAUGUGCGAGGAUCGAAGAUGUCAUGGUUAACGAUUUCAUUCGGUUCUGCGAAUACGCUUACCGCGGGGACUAUACGGUACCUCCGUUGGGAGAACCAGUAUCUGAGUCUCAAUACGUAGCAAGGAACAUCUCAAGAACCUCACUACGCACUCAAUUUAACAGCCGAAACUACCUAAAUGAUGGCGGCCCCAAAGAUCUGAUCCUGCAGCACUUCCAACCCAAAUCUAAUAGUGCCGCAGACCAAAACUUCACGCCAGUCCUCCUCGCCCACGCACGGCUCUACUGNUUUGCGCAUCUACGUCUAAUAAUGCCACUCAAAGCGCUAACCCUCUACAAGCUGCAUAAGACACUAAUGAACUUCAAGUUGUACACAAAGCGCGUUGGAGACAUCAUUCGGCUUACGAGAAGUGCGUACUCGAACCCAGAUCUGCCAGAUAGAAACGACGACGGAAUUAUCGGCGACCAGAGGAGACUCGUGGUUGAGUAUAUUGUGUGCGAGAUUGACACAAUCGGAAAAUGUGAUGAAUUCAUCAAGUAUAUGGAAGAAGGCAGUGAAUUUGUAGGAGAUUUUUGGAGAACGGUAAAGGACUAA